Molecule: messenger RNA, 1711 nt
Organism: Bursaphelenchus okinawaensis
Lineage: Eukaryota; Metazoa; Nematoda; Chromadorea; Rhabditida; Aphelenchoididae
Source: the annotation of a GenBank genome assembly
AUGCUUCAAGAUGUCGUAUUCUUACUUAUCAUUUCCAUAACAACUGUCUUUUGUAAUCAAACGGAAUUGACUGGUAUACCUUUUUGUUUACUAAAGUGCAAAGAUGACCACAUGAUGAAGGUAAGUCUUACACAUUUUUAAACCAACUAAUACUUUCCUUAUAGUUAAUAUAACAAACUUUUUUUGUAAAAAAUUUUAAAUUUCUGAGCAAUUUUUAGUGUCGUUGUACAAGGUUUUUACUGUAUAAAGAAAGCUAAAGAAAGUUUAACAUUAAAUUCUGUAAAGAAAUGUAAUUUUAAUGAAAUUCAAAACCGUGAUUUUCCGAUUUGUAUUUAGAUGGACGGUGAAUGGUCCAUGGACUUUGCCUUUCCGUUAUUGUCGUUACUCCAAAGCAAUGGAAGUGAAGAUGCCGCAUAUCAUAAAGCUAAUGAAAUUUGUUAGUAAGUGUUAAUAUUUUUUAAUAGUACAGUGAAACUUCUUUAGUGUGACCUUCGAUAGUAUGACACCUCUCUAUAAUGACAAUUUUCUGACAGCUCUUUGUAAUAGAAUUUCUAUAAAAAAAUAAUUAGAUAAUAUAACAUUCUGUUUAUAACGGGAUUUUUGUCUAGUAUCUUUAGUGUCAUUACUAAAGAUGUUUGACUGCACAUUUUUCAAUUUUAGUUGUUAGGUCAAAAAUAAUAAAUAAUAUAGCAAAAUUGAUUAAUUUUUUCAAUAUUAUGACUUAAAAUUUUUGCAUUUACAUUUAAUUUUUUAAAAUAAAAUUUUUUAAAAUCUUUUUUAACGUUGUUAAAAAUAUUUUAGUCACAACAAGAUGUUGGGACGAUGUAUCAGUAAUUGUGCAGAAUCGUUGGAAAAGAAGAUAUUAAAAUUAGGGUUGAAGCCUUGGGACGACAUUUGUUUAAAUUUACGCAGUAAGUUUUAUCAUAUCAUCAAAAAUUUUUAAACUUUAAAUUCAUAGCGCUCAAUAAAAAUUUACUUUUGAAAAAUCAAAAAUAGUUUUCAAUUUCAAUGUCUUGGUUUAAAAAACCGUAUUUUAGCCUUAAAAACCCAGUUUGGAUGUUGGAAGUUUCACAUUGAAAGCCUAUCGUUAUCUUGUUAUUUGGAAAGCCAGCAACUUCGAAUAUCGAUGAGAAAACUGGCAGAAGAUGGUCUUUUUGAAGAUGUUGGUACGGUGUGUGCAGAAAUGACAGUACUAUCAAAAUGUGUACUAGAAGAGUAUGGACGAGUUUGUGGGAAAGUUACUACCAAGGUUUGUGAAGCUUAUAAAACGUAACUCAACUAUUAAAUUGUUCAAAUAAUUCUGUGCUCCUUCUAAAGACAAAUAUUUGGAGUUAAGGGGCACAGAAUUAUAUAAACAACUUAAUAUUAUAUAUGGUAUGGUAGUUCUAUAUUAUACAUUUAAUAAUUAUAUGUUAUGCUAUACAGUUUAUAAUGUAAAAUACGAAAAUUGUUAUGUAGCUAUUAAAUAAAUGUUGAAAAACUUUUUUAUUUUUAGCUAUUAGCAACAUUGUUUCGGUCCAGCCAUGAUGUCGUUAGAGAUAUGUUGAGUAUAAAGUGGAAAAAGCUACCAGCACAAUGUAAUGAGACAUUGACUUUUGGUCCGAUGGUAGCUAAAUAUGUUGGAAAUUCUGUACUGUCAAAUAACUUAUCAUUCACGGCUAUAUUUAUAUCAAUAUUACCUUUUGUAUACCUAAACUUGUAUUUUGUGUAA